CCUUUUUAAUGCACCGCAUCUGACACCAGAGUGUGCUGCAUGUUAAUUAAACAUGACAUCUAACAUGAGCUCGUCUAUCGGACGGCGUUCCAACUUAAAGAUAGCUAGUGGUGCUAUAGUUUGCGAUGAAAGUAUCUUGAAAGGAGAUAUUACUAUCGGAACAGGAACUGUUGUACAUCCUAGGGCCAGUAUUUUGGCAGAAGCUGGACCAAUUUUUAUCGGAGAAGGGAAUAUUAUUGAAGAGAUGGCAACUAUUGCUAACAGAUUACCACAUCCUGAAAGUGAUAUGGUACCUGUACAAAUAAUUGGUAACUACAAUGUUUUCGAAGUUGAUUCUACCUGCGAGUCACAUAAAGUUGGUGAUAACAAUAUUUUAGAAACUAAAGCUUACAUUUCUCAAGAUGUCGAAUUAACUAACGGAUGUGUAAUAGGAACAGCUUGUUCCCUGGUAGAACCAGAAACUGUUUCUGAAAAUACUGUAAUAUAUGGCAGCAGAUGUCAACGAAGAGAAAUGAAUGAUAAACCAUUUCCACAAGUAGGACAAUUGGAUUAUCUUAGAAGGAUACUACCAAGUUAUCAUCACUUAAGAAAACCUAAUGUCAAAUCAAUGAAAGGUGAACCGACAGUAUAAUCUCACAUUGACAUCAUUCCUGUCAAAACGAUAUAAAAAUACUUAAUUCAAAUGAUGAAAUUAUUUAUAGAUAUAAUAUUUAAAUUUGUAUAU
Polistes dominula (European paper wasp) is the source of this 724-nucleotide messenger RNA. RefSeq names its product dynactin subunit 6 (gene DCTN6-p27). Gene Ontology annotation, biological process: mitotic spindle organization. The record is from RefSeq and is a predicted model, not a curated record. Gene Ontology annotation, cellular component: dynactin complex. Gene Ontology annotation, molecular function: dynein complex binding. NCBI's taxonomy places the organism in Eukaryota, Metazoa, Arthropoda, Insecta, Hymenoptera, Vespidae.